AUCCGAUUCCCCAGUUCAUAUAAAUCCAUUGGCUUUGUGCGAAGGCCGAAGCAGGAAAGCCAUCCUUUUUCUUUCUCUCUCUUCGCGUAAGUCGUGCGCAGUUCGUGAGUUAGUUCCAUUGGAGUCUCUUCGAAAGAAAAAGAACAGGAAAGGGGGUCGGGAUCUCUGAGGCGACAUGGCGGAGCAGCUCACCGAAGAGCAGAUCAGUGAGUUCAAGGAGGCUUUCAGCUUGUUCGACAAGGACGGAGAUGGUUGCAUCACCACAAAGGAGCUUGGGACAGUGAUGAGGUCGCUGGGGCAAAACCCGACUGAGGCGGAGCUCCAGGACAUGAUUAACGAAGUGGAUGCUGAUGGUAAUGGGACCAUUGAUUUUCCUGAGUUUCUAAACCUCAUGGCUAGGAAGAUGAAGGAUACUGAUUCUGAGGAGGAGCUGAAGGAGGCAUUCCGAGUUUUUGACAAGGAUCAGAAUGGGUUCAUCUCGGCUGCUGAGCUGCGUCAUGUAAUGACCAACCUCGGGGAAAAGCUUACCGACGAAGAAGUGGAUGAAAUGAUUCGGGAGGCCGACGUUGAUGGAGAUGGACAGAUAAAUUACGAAGAGUUUGUGAAGGUCAUGAUGGCCAAGUGACGAUCUCCUCCUCGUCAAAACCAAGAGCUCAUUUUAAAAAAGGAAAAGCCAAGGGGAAAAAUGGAGAAGUUGGGGCGUGGGAAAAGUUGCUAUUGUAUUUAGUAUAACGGGUUCCGUGUAUCUUUUUGUUGCCUUUUUAACCAUUUCGUUUUUAUGGUUUUAAGAUUUAGACCUUUAAGAAGGGGGAAUGGAUGGGUAUGCUAUCCUUUGCUGCUGGUUGCUUGUUCUCUCUCACCCCCACUGUCUUGUUAUCUGUAAGUUUGGCAUUUCUAUUUAUUAACCCUCUUCUUUUUCCUUGACA
Messenger RNA from Malania oleifera, 926 nucleotides. Its product is annotated as calmodulin. Gene Ontology annotation, molecular function: calcium ion binding; enzyme regulator activity. NCBI's taxonomy places the organism in Eukaryota, Viridiplantae, Streptophyta, Magnoliopsida, Santalales, Ximeniaceae. The coding region runs from base 176 to 625 and encodes 149 amino acids. The transcript has 2 exons. The record is from RefSeq and is a predicted model, not a curated record.